UUGGGCAAUUAUUGGAUUGACAUGCCUUUCUUUUUCUUUAAUUGAAAAAUGAAGGCGCAGUCGCUGUGUUUGGGGAAAGACCCAUCAAAUUAAUCCGCGUUUUCCUUUUUCUUUCGUUUCCGCUUCAAAGCAUGAAGAAGCCUCCAACUCAGACCUCUUCCAUUUUUUUCAGUAUUCAUUUCCCUUUGCACUUUCCUUUUCUCUUCUUCUUCUUCUUCUGGCUACCUCAUUCUUAAUAAGCACAACUACCAAAAGUGGGGGCAGUUUUCUGAAUCACAAGAUUCAUCUUUCAAGUUGGUUGUGGAUAAAGUGUUGAAUUGGUGUCAGUUGUAGCUGGAUAGAGUGUUGAAUUAGCUUUAAAAGUUGAAAUUGUGUUAAUUUUGUGGCAGUGAACCUCUCUAGAGAGAGUCUUGUGCAAGAUGAUUGAGUUGUUUGAGUAUCAAGAGAGGUCAAGUGAUGGUUGAUCAAGCUGAUUUAGUUAUCAUUUGUGUCUCUGUUGGGGUGGCCCUUGGAGUUUUGAUAGCUUAUCUCAUAUAUGUUGGCAUAAGGUGGUACAAAAAGCGAGCUCAUCUUAGCCGAUCUGCGAACGAGCCUAGUUUAACAACUAUCCCUAUACGAACAAAUGGAUUAGAAACUAGCAUUGACUUUAGUGCUUCUCUCACCAGUUCCAUAGCCACUUCAAGGUCACCAAAUCCUCACAAAAGCUCGCAUUCAACUUGGUGGAGUCAUCAGAAUAAAGAUGGUUUUGCUUCAGUAUCAGGCAUUCUGAAGUACUCAUAUAAAGAAAUUCAAAAGGCUACACAAAACUUCACAAAUACUUUGGGAGAAGGAUCCUUUGGCACAGUUUAUAAAGCCAUGAUGCCUACAGGAGAGGUGGUAGCUGUGAAGAUGCUUGGACCCAAUUCCAAACAAGGGGAGAAAGAAUUUCAAACAGAGGUGCUUCUGCUUGGAAGACUGCAUCAUCGGAAUCUUGUAAAUUUGUUAGGAUACUGCAUAGAUAAAGGACAGUUUAUGCUGGUUUACGAGUUCAUGAGUAAUGGAAGUUUAGAAAACCUUUUAUAUGGUGAAGAAAAGGAACUGAGUUGGGAUGAAAGGCUGCAAAUUGCUGUUGAUAUUUCACACGGAAUAGAAUACCUUCAUGAAGGGGCAGUCCCACCCGUUGUUCAUCGUGAUUUGAAAUCUGCUAAUAUAUUGCUUGAUCACUCAAUGAGAGCUAAGGUUUCUGAUUUUGGGCUCUCAAAGGAAGAGGUCUUUGAUGGCCGUAAUUCUGGCCUUAAAGGUACAUAUGGGUACAUGGACCCUGCAUACAUUUCCUCAAGCAAGUUCACAGUGAAGAGUGACAUUUACAGUUUUGGUAUAAUAAUUUUUGAGCUGAUCACUGCCAUCCACCCACAUCAAAAUUUGAUGGAAUAUAUCCAUCUUGCUGCAAUGGAUUAUGAUGGUGUAGAUGGGAUUCUUGACAAGCAACUUGUGGGAAAAUGCAAUCUUGAAGAAGUGAGACAGCUUGCUAAAAUUGCACACAAAUGUUUGCACAAAUCACCUAGGAAACGCCCAUCCAUUGGUGAGGUUUCGCAGGGUAUAUUGAGGAUUAAGCAAAGACGCCUCAUGAAAGAAGACACCAUGUCAUUUGCAAGCAGCAACUUCUCCCGAAGUGUGAGUCAAAUAGAGGAGCAACAGGUUGAAUUAAGUAAAAUAACCACCAUGAACCACAGGGAAAUGGGGUGAACUCAUUCAUAUGUUUUGGGGCGAUUUUUUUUUUCGGUAGUCCUUUGGUAACCAAGGAAGUUUGUAGAAAAAACCAUCGAUGUCACUAGCUGUAAAAUGUGAGUCAAGAUGUACAGAUAAGGGCAGAUCCCAUGCUACUCUGAAGCAUGAAUGAUCAAUUCUGUCUUGUGAGUUUUUGUAGCUAAACAACACAUAAAUUCUAUGCAUGACCACCAACCAUUUAUACCAAUAAAUGUACACUUUAUGUGGAACAAAUAAAGAUAAUAUAGAUGAUUGAA
This is a messenger RNA of Glycine soja, 2003 nucleotides long. RefSeq names its product calcium/calmodulin-regulated receptor-like kinase 2. The record is from RefSeq and is a predicted model, not a curated record. Gene Ontology annotation, biological process: protein phosphorylation. Gene Ontology annotation, molecular function: ATP binding; protein kinase activity. NCBI's taxonomy places the organism in Eukaryota, Viridiplantae, Streptophyta, Magnoliopsida, Fabales, Fabaceae. The transcript has 8 exons. Bases 457 to 1725 code for a protein of 422 amino acids.